This is a messenger RNA of Plasmodium yoelii, 1194 nucleotides long. RefSeq names its product conserved Plasmodium protein, unknown function. Bases 1 to 1194 code for a protein of 397 amino acids. NCBI's taxonomy places the organism in Eukaryota, Apicomplexa, Aconoidasida, Haemosporida, Plasmodiidae. The record is from RefSeq and is a predicted model, not a curated record. The transcript has a single exon.
AUGUUCUAUUUGUUUUUUCGCCAAUUUUUUCGUCAUUUUUCGUCAUUUUUCAUCUUUUUUUUUCUUAUUUUUUCGUCAUUUUUUCAUCUUAUUUUUUUUCUUUUUUUUUCUUAUUUUUUUUCUUUUGUUUGCUCGCACUUUUCCAAUGUAGGCAAUAUGAUAUCCCUUCCUCUGUUAAUAAAUGAAGAAUCUAAAAGAUUGGCGAAUAAGAAAAGUGAUUUAGAGGGCUGUGUAAUUAAAUGUUAUAACAUACCAUCCAAUAUUAAUGAAACAAUAUUCGAAUAUUUAUGUGAGUUAUUAAAUGAUAAAUCAUAUAAAAUAAAUAAAAUAAUUAAACCCACAAAUCAGGAAACAUGUAGCAGCUAUCCAUGGAAAAUUAUUUGCAAUGAUAAAUUAGCUAGCUUUUUAUUAAAAAAAAAAAAAAUUUUUAUUUAUGACGAUUCGGAAAAAAAUAACAAAAUUUAUGUAAAAAUACCACAUGGUGACGGUGGUGAAAAUUGUGAAAAUGGUGAAGAUAAACCAUUUGGAGGUGGUGAGGAAAAUGUAAAGGGAGCCAUGAAAAGGUGUGAAAAUAGUGAUAUAUGGUAUUGUACAUAUAAUAGCAAAUGUGAAGAGUCAGAUAAUAGUGAAUAUUUUUCUGAUUGGAGUAGUGAUAUAAAAAGUGAUGAGUUUUCAGAAAAUAGUAGCAAUCAUAGUAAAGAUUCGGAUAAAGAGAGUGAAAAUAGCCAACUCAAAAAAAACAAUAAAAAAAAAUUGAAUAAAGACAGGAAUAGAAUUAAAUAUUCACAUGGAAAUGACUCUGACAACGAAUCUGUUCAAAAUUGCAUGUACAAUCAAAAUGAUGAAAAAAAUACCGAAAAUUUUGAAAAUGUUGAAAAUGUUGAAAAUAUUGAAAAUAUUGAAAAAUAUAUUGAAGAAUGUUUGAAAAAAGGUGAAAAAAAAAAAAAUAAAAUAUAUAAGUGGAAAAAUAUGUCAAAAGAAAUAAAAGAUAUACCAAUUGAAACACUAACAAGUGAAGAAUGUAAAUUCCUAGAAAAAAUAAAUAUGAAAUAUUCAAAAAAAUUCAAUAGAAUAAUUGAUGAGGAUGAUAAAAAAAAAAGUAAAAAAUUUUUCAUAUAUUUUUAUGAAGGGAAUAGUAAUGAAAUUAUUCAAGAUAUAAGAGAAGAAGACAUAAACAAAAAUAUUAUUUUAUAG